AUGACCAACGACACCCCCAGCGCCACCACUCGCCGCAAACCAACUGGCCACCCUGUCUCCAAGUAUGGACGCAAAGCACACGUGGUCAAGUUCAAGUACAAGACUGUGGACUAUCAGCAUAAACUCGAUGUAAUUCAUCAAGUUGCUGAUGUUGGCAUGUCUGCGUUCCUGGACUCGUACUGUAUGAAGCAAAAGGAUCUCAUCGAAAGCAUGGCUGCUGCCCCCCGCACUGCUCAGCAAAAGUGCUUUCGUGAACGCGGGACCGGAACGACAUUGCCUGUGCACGAAGAAGAGCAGUUGGCUCGGUGGGUGCAUGGCAUGCGGAAGGAUGGCAUCCCGGUCACCUACAACAUGCUACAAAUCAUGGUGUUAGAGACGGCCAUUGAUGUCGGCCUGUCCAAAGACGAGUUCAAGGGUGGCUGGCACUGGAUUCAAGGGUUCAAGCGGCGACAUGGCCUCACCUUCUGCGCAAAGACCCGCAUUGGCCAGGACUCCAACCAAGACGGCGCCGACACGUUGAGUGCCUUCUCCGAGCGUGUCUUGCUCACAGCCAUUGCCAACGACGUUCAGGUGAUCUACAACGCGGACCAAACCGCCGUGAACUAUGAAUACCUGCCGACCAAGACUCUGAACGCGGCCAAGGAAGAUACCGUUUGGGUCAAGUGCGGGGGGGAAACGAAGGAGCGUGCGACUGCGAUGCUUCUUGCAGACUCUACCGGCCGAAAGUACCCUUUGUUCCUGGUGCUCAAAACAACCAAGUCCAAGGUCAAGGAGGUCGUCCAAGAGAACCUUACCUGGCGGAAUGGCUUUGGUCGGCGUGUCUGGAGUGAGGUCGAGCCCCUUCAAGAUCGGUUGGGCUGCAGGAUCUACGGCAACCCAACAGCCUGGUGGAAUUCUGGCAUGUCAUUGGAGUUCCUCAGCGCGCACUUCACAGAAGAGGUCGUUGCCUACGCGGAUUCGAUCAAUGUGCUGUUGGAGCGUGUUCCGCCGCGGUUCACCUGGUGCUGCCAGCCGGCGGACGUUGCUUGGAUUCGGCCGUUGAAGGCGGCGCUGCGAGCGAACUGGCUCGUUGAGAUUCGCCGCCAAGCCUUGAAGGAGAACUUGAAGCUGCGCGGCCCAUCGAGACCUACAAUGGUGUCAUGGAUCACUAUGGUGUGGAAAGACCUUCCUGGAGCUGUGAUCCUCAACGGGUUUCGUAAGUGCCAGCUCAUCCAGGGCGAUAUUGAGGAGUGUGUUGAGGGCCCCCGUCGCUGUGUGCGUUUUUCCCUGCUGCCGCCGCCGCUUCUGUCUGCCGCUGACUGCCAGCGCCGCCACUUCUGCCGGCCUCUGUCGGAAGCCACCGCUGCUGCCACCCCCCCAUGUGUCUUCAGCGCCACUAUCUUCCGCCACCGCAUCUGUCUGCAGACGACGCCGCCACCACUUCUGUCGCCGCCACCGCUUCUGUCUGCCGCCACCACCCCUUUUCCAGCGCUGCUUCUGCCACCGCUUCUGUCCGCCGCUGUGUACCGCCCUGUGGCUUUGUGCUUCCUCUGCCUGCCGGCCCGCGCCCAUUAA
Messenger RNA from Aphanomyces astaci, 1554 nucleotides. RefSeq lists its product as hypothetical. Lineage: Eukaryota; Oomycota; Saprolegniomycetes; Saprolegniales; Verrucalvaceae. The record is from RefSeq and is a predicted model, not a curated record. Gene Ontology annotation, molecular function: DNA binding. Gene Ontology annotation, cellular component: nucleus. The transcript is spliced from 6 exons. The coding region runs from base 1 to 1554 and encodes 517 amino acids.